AUCCUUAACUUCGUGAGAAAAUUACCAACACAACAAAAAAUGUCUUAUUUCACCACCAGUGUGUUUUACAUCGUGGUCCCCAGGACAACACAAAACAAAAUUAUAUAUCACCAGAUACGCAUCUCGCAUCGAAAAUGAUAACUCGAUUACGCCACGCGAGAAAUUUCUGCAUCAAGUCAAGUCUCCACACGACACCCCAAAUCUAUUCGUGCAAAGCUCGCAAGAAAAUUCCACUCACACUGCACUCGUCAAAUGUCGCCAGUACAUUCUACACGUGUGGUCCGACGGUAUACGACACGGCACACAUUGGUCAUGCAAGUUGUUAUGUUCGGCUGGACAUUCUGCAACGGAUUCUAAGAAGUCAUUUCAAUCAGAACAUAGUUACAGCGAUGAACAUCACUGACAUAGAUGAUAAAAUUAUUCGCAGUGCCGAAGAACAGAAAAAGCCAUGGCAGGAAAUAUCCCGCCAUUACGAAGAGGAAUUUUGGGACGACCUCAAACGUUUGAACGUUCGUCUUCCGGAUAUUAAAAUGCGUGUAACAGAAAAUAUACCGGCCAUUAUCGCAUUCAUUUCGAAAUUAUUGAACUCUGGCUAUGCAUACAAAUCGACAGAAAAAUCAGUGUAUUUCGAUAUAUCUCGAUACCCGCAAUAUGGAAAAUUGCAGAAUAUUCCAUCGGAUGAAAUCCGUGUGGAAGGAAGAAAAAGUGCCGCCGAUUUCGCUCUCUGGAAGGCAGCCAAACCAAACGAACCUUACUGGGACUCACCAUUCGGGCAGGGACGCCCAGGGUGGCAUAUUGAGUGUUCGACGAUGGCAUCGCAAAUUUUUGGCAACCGAUUGAAUUUCCACGCUGGUGGAAUGGAUCUACGGUUUCCGCAUCACGAGAACGAGGAGGCGCAAAGCUGCUGCUACCAUCAGGUCCUGGAUUGGGUAGAUUAUUGGAUUCAUACCGGUCAACUUCACCUGGUAGGUCAAGGUAGCAAAAUGUCAAAAUCACUAAAAAAUACCAUCAGCAUUCGAGAAUUACUUGACCAGUAUUCAGCUGAUGAAUUUCGCAUGUUUUGCAUGCUAUCGCAUUACCGGAACGCCGUUGAGUAUGGUGACGAGACGAUGACAGUUUCGGUAAAUGUGUUGAAAAAAUUCCAAUCGUUCUUUGAUGACUGUAAAGCGUAUAUUUCCGGUGUGAAACCGGCCGUCGCUAUUGACGUGAGUUUACUACACACAAAACUGAACGAGGCGGAUCAACAAUUGGACAGUUAUCUUCGCAAUGACUUCAACACGGCGGGUGCCAUUACAUGCCUAGGCGAUUUGGCUUCGGAAGUUAACAAAAUGAUGAAUCACAGUUCCGAAGAAAUAGUAAUAUUUUCGGAGGUUUCAACGGUUCAGGCCAUCGCCAACUACAUCCAAGCCAAAUUAAUCAUGUUUGGAUUUGAAUCCGUUGACGAUGCCAAAAGGGUAGUUCCUUUUAAUGCCGCCGACAAUCGAUCAAUAGAUCAGCUCAUCGAAAGUUUUAUCGAAAUAAGAGGCACCGUGCGAAAUCAAGCAAUACUUUCGAAAGAUCGCAAUUUGUUUGCGAUUUGCGAUCAAAUGCGUGAUCACCUUAGAGAUGUGAACGUGGAAGUUAAAGAUCAUGGGAAAAGUUCCUCCUGGAGGUAUGUGAAGCAAUGAUCGAGGUUUUAGGUUAGCGAUAAAUAUACCGGGAAAAAUACUGCUGCAAUUUAACAAUUUAGGGAAGUUCUCAAAAUUUCCUAACCUUCAAUAUUUUGUGGAUUCGUUGUAA
Molecule: messenger RNA, 1779 nt
Organism: Malaya genurostris
Lineage: Eukaryota; Metazoa; Arthropoda; Insecta; Diptera; Culicidae
Gene: CysRS-m
Product: probable cysteine--tRNA ligase, mitochondrial
Exons: 2
Coding region: 135-1667 (510 amino acids)
Biological process (GO): cysteinyl-tRNA aminoacylation
Cellular component (GO): cytoplasm
Molecular function (GO): ATP binding; cysteine-tRNA ligase activity
Source: RefSeq, a predicted model, not a curated record